UAUCCUGUGACGGCUUCACUGUUUCAUUUUAUUUACAGAAGGAUUAUUAUAGACACUUAUGUUCUGUAGUUCUUGUUCGAGUCUCGCCAUAUAUAACUCUGUUUUCUUCAUAUUCGAUUCGGAUCUGUACGAGAAUCUUCGUAAAGGUUGUUGGUGAACUUGGAAGAUGAGUACACUUGAGACCACGAGAGCUGAGCUUGGUUUGGUAGUUGUGUAUUUGAAUAAAGCGGAGGCGAGAGACAAGAUUUGUCGAGCUAUUCAGUACGGUUCCAAGUUCUUGAGUGAUGGACAACCUGGCACUGCUCAAAAUGUUGACAAGUCCACCAGCUUGGCUAGAAAAGUUUUCCGUCUCUUCAAGUUUGUGAAUGAUCUUCAUGCUCUCAUUAGCCCUGUUCCCAAAGGGACUCCACUCCCGCUUGUUCUGCUGGGAAAGUCCAAAAACGCGUUGCUGUCUACGUUCUUGUUCCUCGAUCAAAUAGUGUGGCUUGGCAGGACUGGGAUUUACAAGGACAAAGAACGCGCUGAGCUUCUUGGACGUCUAUCCCUCUUCUGUUGGAUGGGUUCUUCCGUCUGCACAUCCUUGGUCGAGAUUGGGGAGCUUGGUAGGCUCUCAGCAUCAAUUAAGAAGUUAGAAAAAGAGAUGGGGAGCAAGGAUAAACACCAAAACGAGCAAUACCGUGCUAAACUAGAGAAAUCAAAGGAGAGGUCAUUAGCUCUGAUCAAAGCAGGGAUGGAUGUGGUUGUUGCUUUCGGAUUGCUUCAGUUGGCUCCAAAGAAAGUCACUCCCCGAGUCACAGGCGCCUUUGGAUUCGCCUCCUCACUUAUCUCUUGUUAUCAGUUAUUGCCAUCGCAUCCAAAACCUAAGACGGUCUGAGAAAAGUAGUUUCCUGUACGGACGGAUAUGUUCCAUAGUUUGGUAUUAUUGUGACUGUUGUCUUAAUACUUUUGUUUAGAUGUCGUCAUAAUACUUUUGUUUAGAUUCUGUGAUAUAGCAGUAUAAUGGUAAACGUUUGUCUCUCGGUUUAGGAAAAAAAGAAAAACAGAGUAUUAUUAUUACUAUUAUUGCGAGGUGUAAAGGUGUUAUUGUU
Messenger RNA from Eutrema salsugineum, 1088 nucleotides. Its product is annotated as peroxisomal membrane protein 11C. Lineage: Eukaryota; Viridiplantae; Streptophyta; Magnoliopsida; Brassicales; Brassicaceae. The coding region runs from base 167 to 874 and encodes 235 amino acids. The transcript has 8 exons. The record is from RefSeq and is a predicted model, not a curated record. Gene Ontology annotation, cellular component: peroxisomal membrane. Gene Ontology annotation, biological process: regulation of peroxisome size; peroxisome fission.